Messenger RNA from Penicilliopsis zonata CBS 506.65, 3981 nucleotides. RefSeq lists its product as hypothetical. The record is from RefSeq and is a predicted model, not a curated record. Bases 1 to 3981 code for a protein of 1326 amino acids. The transcript has 3 exons. Lineage: Eukaryota; Fungi; Ascomycota; Eurotiomycetes; Eurotiales; Aspergillaceae.
AUGCGCCUUCACCUCGUCAUCCAGCGUCACGGGCUGCCCGUAACGCGCAUUCUCUGGACGACGGCUGUCUCGCCCUCUGGACUUAGCGGGGGUGCGUCAACUUCCUCCUCGUCGAUCGUGCCCGCCUCGGCCUCGGCAAUUACAUCUUCGCGGGCUCCGAACGCGGCCUUCUCGAAUGGCGGAUACACUGUCGCACAGCUCCUGGAGGAUGUUAACGAGGUCGUCCCGCUAGAGACUGAGCCGACUUUGGAGGAUUACGAAUCCAGUGGCCAGUGGGGGUUGGAAGACUAUGCUGUCGAAGUGGCGGGUUCGGAGUGCCUUCAUUUCAUGGAAGUUGAGGGAUUACUCAGAGACGGUGAUGAGGUCGUAAUUCGCGCUCUACAAACCUCGGAUCUGCGAGCAAGGAGAUUGUGUGGCCGUCACCAGAUAUCGGCCGACGGAAAACAUCUUAUUGACGGAGUGGCUUUUGGCCGCCCGUUCCUGAAGCGAACUUCCUCGUCCAGACCAGCGAUUUCCAUUCCUCCUCGCAAAAAGCGGCGCACUCUUCUGUCAGGGUGGGCAGGUAAUGCAGGCUACGAAGAGGAAGACACCGAAUGGGCACCAUUGCCCCCUCAACAUGGCACAAUCUUCGAUACCCAAGUUGCGGCUUUGCGUGAGGAUGAAGAACAACCGUCCGAGGAAGAAGAAGAGCCAGAUGAAGAUGGCGAUUACGAAGAGGGAGAAGGCACUGUGAUCAGACACAGGCUUCCCGAACCGGAAGAGGAGCAGGACUCCGAAAGCGACGCAGAUGUCUCCGACCACGAAGGCGAAGAUCUUGCUGAUGAGCUCUUGGAUUUGAAGGAGGAUCUGGAAGCUUCUGGUAUUCGCGAUAUCUCGGAUGCGGCGGACGAGAAGGUGAACCGGUCUGGAUAUUCUCUACGUCUGAGAAGCCCCAAGGCGAUGGAUGAGUCGAUAUCAAAGUCACCAUCCACCACCUUCUUCACGGCCAAUGAGCGGUCUCCUGUAUCAAACUCCCCACGGAGAGAGUCCAAAGUUGUCCGCUUCCAAAAGAUGAUUUCGAACGACAUUAGUCAACCGGCGCCAGUCAAGUCCAAAAUCGAAGUGGCGCUCCCGGAAAUCCUCGCUUCCGAUAGCGAAGAGAUGGACAGUGAAUCUAUAUCUUCUUCGGCUGAAUUAAGUGAUGUCGAGGAGGACGAAGGAUCCACCAGCGAGUCCGAAGAGUCGGAUUCGGAAUCAGAAGAAUCUUCCGCGUCAGACUCCGAAGACAUGACAUCCCACUCUGAAGAAGACUCUGAGUCGGGGUCCGAUGCGGACGAAGAGUCUGCAUCCUCCGACUCAGAGGACGAGGAGAACACGACAGCUGCCCUUGCUCGCCUAGAGCCUUCAAAGGCCAACCCACCAGGUCGGGGCUCACUAAGGACAAAGAAAUCCAACCAACGGUGCAAAAUGCGACGUCGGCUUUCUAAGCUCAAAGAACUCGGUGCUCUCCCUCCUGAGGCUGACUUUGCCGCAUUGCGGGCAUGGGAAGAGACCAAUGGUAGUUGGUACCCCGCAGCUUUGAAUGAGACCGACAAUGUACCCGCUGAAAAUCCGGCUCCUAACAAGAAGUCCGAGGCUAAGGAGAAGGAGAGAUCAGCUUUUGAAGCCAAAAGGCUGAAGUUGCUUCGGGAUAUUCAGGCCGGCGGUGUCGAUAUCGAUGAUUUCCCCGAAAAAGAAAAUGUCCCGCCUAGGAAAAAAAGCACUCGGGAAGCAACUGAAGAGAUAGCAGUGGUGCCUGAUGAUAUAACGACGCUUUCAUCGGCCCUGGAAACAUCAGUCCAGUCUCCUAGAAAACGGACGCUGGAUGUGGGAAGUACCCGACGGCUUCUAUUUGGUUCUCUGGGUGUCAAAACACCAAAAUCAAAAGAGGAGGAAGAGAAUACCCGAAAGAAGCUUGCAGGGAAACUCCAGCAGUUUCAGCCUCGGUCUGUAUCCCUGGCUGCUCCAGCUAUUGCACCGGAACGUGUUUCGGAAGUAAACUGGCAGGAAAAACUGGUGGUCAAAGCGACAGAAUGCGUCUUCUCGGACAUUGAAUUGAAAGCGCCACCUUUUCCUUUCGAGCAGCGCUGGGAUGAGGAAGCCUUAGAGAUCAUCAAUCAGCAGAACGGCUGGAAUAAGAAGAAAAGAAAGAGAAAGAGGGCCUUGGUGUAUCAAGAAGCCGAGGAAGAGUACGGAGACGAUAAUAAUGGCUAUCCAUAUGACUACUCGAAUGAUUACUCGAAUGCUGAACUGUUGUUGGACUACGAUGAUGCGGUCCAGCCGGAGGGCGCGGUUUUAGAGAAUCAGGUUCAGGCCGAUCACGAAAUAGGCGAUAGCCAGUACAGAGACCUUCCGGUCCUUCCGAGCGACAUGAGCUCGGUUCCGUCUCUAUCGGAAGGUGAUUUGAAGCCAGGAUCUAUUGUUGCCUUCAAGCAACUUGACAUGUCCAAGGAUACCAACUGGCAACCAAAGGUUUCAGACUAUCGAGUCGCAGAGGUUGAAGGCGUGGAUGAUGGAAUUAUCAGGUUUAAAUUGGCCGACCGUGAUCGUCGUCAACAAGACAACACCCUGGAUGAAGACGGUGCGAGGGCUUACAGCGGAUUUGAGAUGCCGGGCCUCGAAGACGAUGAUGUGGAGGACGAUGGUGUUCGGGAAAUGUCGUUUGCAGAGCUCAUCGAACCGAAGCUUCUACGGGCGGCAGGACAAACUGAUAAGUUAGACCGAGUUGAUUCGCAAGAAGCCAGCAUCCCUUCUCCCAAAGAACCCGAUUCCGUGGACCACAUCGUUCCUGUCGUAGUAGAAGAAGAAGAGAAGUCACCAGUCGAAGUAGAGGGUGAUCUUACGCAGAUAUUUUGGCCUAAUGUUACUGUCACACGGACUCCAAGACAUCAAAAAGAAAACGAUGGGGAGAGCGACGCGAGUCUAGGGCCUGACUCACCUGUCUUCCGGGGAUUUUCGUCCAAUCCCCAGAGCAUGACGCCGACUCCCAACGUUUCGAGAUCUCAGGAACUGUUCGACACGACGGCUGCCUCGAUGGAGGUCACCAUCGCAUGCCAGGGCAUCGACGACGUCGAAGACAGCACAAAUGGGUCGGACUAUGAUGCUGCCCCCGACGAUCCGGGUGAAGACCUGCUGAGCUCACCGCGCAGGUCGAACCUGUUUUAUGCGGUGCCGACUGAUUCUUUAGACGAUACAUCAUCAGUUAUGGGCGUACAGAUGGGAGAGCUGGGAGAUGGCAGCCCUCGAGACGACGGAGCAUCACCUGAGACUAAACGCAAGACUGACGCUUCCGAGGUCAACUCCCCUCGACCAUCCAAGCGCCGGAAAUCCAAUGAAGAGAGUUCAGACUCCGACGCCGAAUCUGUGGUUCCCAACCCAUUUUACGCCAUUGACAAAGCCUAUGCGGAGCGCAAACGCCUAGAAGCCUUGGGCUCACUGGACGGCCCGAUGAUGUUCGACGACCCGCCCACCGAUAGUCCUUUGCUUCACUCCUCGUCAUCGGACCAUUUGACUAGGCAGAAAGAGUCUCUGGCGCACUCGUCUCCGUUACGGUUGUCAUCCCUGAUUCCAAACUACGAGGGAUCUGACGACGAGGCCUCCAACCAUUCUGGCGUCGGCCUCGAUGUCGGCAUCCAUGGCGACAUCGACCAUGACGACAACGUCCCUUCUCUACAGAGCCAUCAACCCGACGAUGAGGUACCUUCGGCACAGCCAAUAUUAUCACAAAUGUCUGAGAUCGUGGAUCUGACCCAGUCCAGCCCCCCGGUGUCUCCUGGUGGAAGUGACGAGGACUUUGCCAAGAGUCACCGACUCCCAAGGGGACCCGGCUGGGUGCAGAAGAACAUUCCGUCGAGCCAGCGUACAACACGUUCGUCGGCCGGCGGACGAAUUCAAAGGAUAAAAGAGCUCAGUGUCACCUCACCCAGCAAGAUACCCGUCCGACAACGCCAGCGGACCGCGUGA